Messenger RNA from Adineta steineri, 2451 nucleotides. NCBI's taxonomy places the organism in Eukaryota, Metazoa, Rotifera, Eurotatoria, Adinetida, Adinetidae. The record is from the annotation of a GenBank genome assembly.
AUGCCCGAAGAUACUAAAACAGGAGAUCUUGUUGCUCGUCUUCAAAUAACUGGAACAACAUCAGAAAUAUCAACUCGAUUAGUUUAUAAUAGUUCAGAAGUGAAAACAAAUGGAACAGAUUAUUUUACAUUAAAUUUUACAAGUCUUUAUUUACGUUCAUCUCUUGAUUAUGAAUGGUGGUCAUCAAAUAAUUAUCCAAAUCCAUUUCGUUUUAUUGUUGAAUGUACAGUUUUAUCUGAUCAAUCAACUCGUUAUAUUGAUUUUCAACUUGAUUUAAUUGAUGUUAAUGAUAAUCCACCAAUAUUUAAUCAAUCAAUAUAUCAAAUAAAUAUAACUGAAACAACACCAGUUAAUACAAUUGUAUCAACAACAAUAUCCGCAUAUGAUUUAGAUUCUGGUGUAUUUGGAUUAUUUUCAUAUUAUUUAUUAAAUACUUCAUCUCCGUACAGUUCUUAUUUCCAAUUAGUAAGUCCAAAAAAUGCUAGUUUACUUCUACUUAAACCACUUGAUUAUAAUUCGAUGACACCAAAUUUUAAUCUAACAAUUUCUGCACAAGAUGAUGCAAAUUCUUCACUUAGUUCUCAAGCAAUUCUUUCUAUACAUAUUAUUGAUGUUGAUACAUUAAAUCCAGCAUUUCUCUCCACAUCAUAUAAUCUUAAUAUUUCAAUAAAUACAACUGCUGGUUCGGAAGUCAUACCGACACAAGGACGAAUAUUUGCAUAUGAUCAAGAUUUGGGCAUUAAUGCAACAGUUAUUUAUUCUAUAUUAACAUCAAAUCCUUACUUAUCAAUCAAUAAUUUUACUGGUGUUUUAACUCUACAAAGAGAGUUUAAUACAACAAUGCUAUUCGAUCUUUUAAUUAAAGCUGAACAAUUAGAUAAUUAUAAUCGAUCAGUAACAACCAUUUUACAGGUCAAUGUAUAUGAAAUCAAUUUAUACCCUCCAACUUUUGUUAAUUUACCAUAUACAAUGAUUGGUUAUACAUCAUAUAAUAUUGACCAAAUACCAGUAUUCAAUGGAAGUAUUAGUGAUAAUGAUACGGCACCAAGAGAAAACUAUGGUUAUUCAUGUGAUUCUUCAUUACUUUAUUUAAAUAUAAAGAAAACUAGUCUUCGCACUUUUCAAAUUCGACCAAUUUAUUUCCAAACUCUUCCCGUAUGUCAACCUUGUCUUUGUACUCUCAAUGUAUCCGAUGGGCUUUAUUCAUCCCAAACAACACUUGUCGUACUUCUAUAUACACCAAUUUCAUUUGUAUUAAAUUCUUAUUUUUUCUCCGCUGAUUAUCCACUUAGUGAUCCAUCAAUUAUCAUUGGUUAUGUUCAGAUUGUCACUGAUAAUCAUUGUUCAGUGCAAUAUUUUCUUAGUGGUAAUUCAAGUUCUUUAUUUACUAUUUCUCAAUUUGGUAAUUUAACAUGGUCAAAUCCAUCCAUUUCACCAACACAAGAAAUAUAUCAAUUAGAAGUUCUCAUUCGACAAAAUUGUUCAUCAUUAAUUAUGAAUAUAUCUACGGAUAUUAUUGUAAAAAUUCUAAAUUUUCCUUCGUCAACUAUUACAUCAACAAUGAGUACAUCAAAAAUUGAUAAUGGUACAUUAUAUGCUAUUAUAGCAGGUGUUGGUGCAUUCAUAUUAAUUAUAAUUGCAAUUUUAUUUAUUAUUAUUUAUUACAAUGUUCAACGUGCUAAACAACGUGUUCCACCGUUUUUUAAAAUACGUAAACAUCCUCCAGCUCAAGGUUUAACAUUUUUUAAAUCAAAAAGUCCAUUAAAUGAUUCAUCACCGUAUACAUUAGGUGUACGUGAUGAUGAUUCAUCGAAUAGUAGUAGUGAUCAAACAUCAUCAUCACCAAUAAAUAAUCGUUUAUUAUCUGGACGUUAUAAAGUUAAUGAAUUACCAGUUAAUACAACAAUUGAAGAAUUAUUAUCUUCAUAUGAUAAUCGUUCAACAAGUAGUUCAUCAAGUUCAUCAGGUGUAGGUGAUCAUGGUAUAGCAGCAAAUACAGGUUCAUUUCGUACAAUAAUACGUGAAACAAAUGAUCAUCAAACAUUAGAUACAAUUAAUGAAGAUAGACAAUGGGUUAAUAGUAAUCAACAUCAAGAUCAACGACGUUCAAAUAGUUUAAGACGUCCAAUAAUACCUGAAGAUGUUAUGGAUAUUAUAUCGGAAUCUCAUGAGGUAGAUUAUAGACUAAGACAAAAUACUAAUGCUUGUUUGACUUGCUUAAAUUCUAAUUCUGCUAAUACUGUGUGUUCUCAUACUUGUUCAUUAUUAUCGAGCAUAUCAACUCACUCAUUGUUAUCUUCCUCUUCCUCCUCAUCCUCAGGUUCGACAACCACUGUUGCUGCUUGUCAACAACAAACAACAACUACAACAACAACAGUUGAAGUAGGACCUAACAGCUUAAGUAGUUAUGAUUAUGCUCGAUUCAGUCCUAUUGCUUCUACUCGUUGCUAA